Messenger RNA from Calidris pugnax (ruff), 855 nucleotides. RefSeq lists its product as uncharacterized. The record is from RefSeq and is a predicted model, not a curated record. Bases 148 to 855 code for a protein of 235 amino acids. The transcript has 3 exons. NCBI's taxonomy places the organism in Eukaryota, Metazoa, Chordata, Aves, Charadriiformes, Scolopacidae.
GUGAGCACGUGGGGUCUCCAGGGAUCCUGCAGCUCCACUGAGCCCGGUCCUCCCCAUCCCACCAGUUUGGGGGAACCUCGGUGGCUCCUCACUGCCUUCAGGUCUCACACGACCAGUCCUUUUUUGCUUUUCUCCUCAUCAGGCGCGAUGGAGAUGGAAGAAAUAUUCCUCCAGCUCUGCGAGGAGGUCGCCAGGCUGCAGGAUCUGUGCGCCAAGCAGGGCAAGCUCCUCCAGAAGUUGACCACCAGGAAGGGACCCAUCCUCGAUAUCCCCGUGUCGCUGCCGAUCCAGUGCACGGAGGAUAUGGUGGCGGAGGAAGGGGAAAGGCCACCAGACGGCCACCAGAAACGCUUGGGGGCCUUGAUAUCUGCCACCUCCACCCUGGAGGGCUCCGCUCAUCCCCUGGUGAAGCCACAAGCCACCGGCACGUUGCCCAGCUUUGACAGCAAGUACCCACCAAGCGCCGGGAACGGCAGCAUCUUUGGUGGUGGAACUGGAGGAGCAGCUCUUGCCGUAGCUUUUGGCGGCAACGAGGCGGAGAGGAGAGAGAGGGUGGAUAUAAACGCGUGGCUGAAAACCUGCAGGAUGUUUCCUGCCAUGAAAGCCCCCAAAGAAGAAGUGAGAGCUUGCUGCAGCCCGCAGGAGUUUUUGGCACCGAACCCGGUGGUCGGGGACUCUUUCCUGACUCUUCUGGACCUCUACGAUGCCCCUGAAGCCCUUCGGAGGGAAGAUGAUUCCCAGGAAAACGCUCUGCCUGCUGAGGCUGACAUCCCAGUAGAGAUCCGAGGACCUGUGAAGGUUACGCAGGAGAUUAAAAUCUCCCGGUGCACCGUCCUCCUAGUGUCACAGAAGUAA